CAACUCCACUCGCCCACCGAAGACUAUCUGACCUUAUUUUAUAUCACAUCCAAAGACUUAUUUACCGCACAAUAGUUCAGCCCCCCAACACCGCCUCCGUUCACAAUGGCUAUCUCCAACCCUUUCGCCUCGGACUCUUCCCCCCAGUCCACCACCUCCGCCGAGAUGAAAGCCGCCAUAAUUCAACAGCUCCAAUCUGAGUCGGCGAUAACAAACGCACGCACACUUAUGGAGAAAAUUAACUCGAACUGCUUCGAGAAAUGUAUCUCCUCGCCACCAGGCUCGACAUUCUCCUCCAAGGACCAAACCUGCCUCACAGCCUGCAUGGAAAAGUACAUUUCGCUGUGGAACGCCACCAGCAGAGCAUACGUUUCGCGCCUGAGCCGAGAGCAGGAGAAGAGCGGACUUGGCGGCGGGAAUAUAACGCUUAAUGAUAUCGGUGGGGGAGAGGGUAGUUUUUGAGGGGCUUGAGUGAGAAUUAUGCAAUUGCAACAGCGAGGGUCUUUGCUAUGAGGGAAUUUAUCGGGUUGUGAUGGCAUAGGAGGAUGCAAUACUAUGAGAUUGACUGAACCUUAUUCGGUCUCCUCGUCCUAUACCCUAAUGUUCAGGGUGGGUUAUUAAAACUCGUCAUCUUCAUCUCGCGAACAAACGCCGUUUAUACUGGAGUUAUUUGCGCGGAUGAAGAUAAUAAUUUGUAUACUAGCAUGCUCAGGUACAGAAUAUAUGGUAUUUGGGAUAGCCAUUCGU
This is a messenger RNA of Coccidioides posadasii C735 delta SOWgp, 747 nucleotides long. RefSeq names its product protein translocase subunit (gene TIM13). The record is from RefSeq and is a predicted model, not a curated record. Lineage: Eukaryota; Fungi; Ascomycota; Eurotiomycetes; Onygenales; Onygenaceae.